CUUAAUCCGCAAUAACCAAUGUAUAUUCCGUGGGUCGGUGUACGUGAUUAGUAAGGUUUUAGCAUAAAAAGAGAAUGGAUUUAAGUAACCUGCGAGCGGAAUAUAAUGAGAAAACGAAUGUGUUACUCGAAGAACAGAUUAAGGUCAAAGAUCCUAUUGUCCUAUUCGAUGAGUGGUUUAAGGAAGUGCAGCACGAUUCCAGGACCGUAGAGCCGAACGCGGUAUGUUUAGCGACGUGUACAAAAAGCGGAGCCCCUUCGUGCCGUUUUGUUCUGCUGAAAGGGUACGGAAAAGAGGGUUUCCGUUUUUUUACCCAUUAUACAAGUCGUAAAGGAAAGGAGUUGGAAGAAAAUCCCCGAGCUGCCCUUACAUUUUACUGGGACCACUUUAAUCGAUCCGUGAGGGUCGAAGGGGACGUUGAAAAGUUGCCCAUCGCCGUUGCUGACGAGUACUUUGAGAAGAGACCCUUUCAGAGUCAGAUUGGUGCUUUGUGCAGUGACCAAAGCAAGCCGGUGGCCGGUAGACACAGUCUGGUGGAAAAGGAAAAUUACUUGAAAAAGAAAUAUUCAGAUGGGGGUGUGCCGAGGCCGCCGCAGUGGGGAGGAUACCUGGUAAAACCAAAGGUAGUGGAGUUCUGGCAGGGGCAAACAGACAGACUACAUGACAGGAUAAGGUUUCGCUUUCCAAAUGACAAUGAACCGGACGGAAUCUUAACGAAACCCGGCGAAAAUGGAUGGAUUUAUGAACGACUGUAUCCCUAAUUAAGUCGUCAAAAUAUCUGUAAUAUUUGUUUUAGUUGUCAUAUCUGUUAGGUUAGGCUUAUCACAAAUUGUAUACAAUACCUGCAUUUAUUAUGGUAUAUAACGUUAUUUUUUUAAUAAAAUUGAGGUUUAACCAUACAUAUCUUUUCGGUAACCCAAAACAA
Molecule: messenger RNA, 925 nt
Organism: Cylas formicarius (sweet potato weevil)
Lineage: Eukaryota; Metazoa; Arthropoda; Insecta; Coleoptera; Brentidae
Product: pyridoxine/pyridoxamine 5'-phosphate oxidase
Exons: 1
Coding region: 75-761 (228 amino acids)
Biological process (GO): pyridoxine biosynthetic process; pyridoxal 5'-phosphate biosynthetic process
Molecular function (GO): FMN binding; pyridoxamine phosphate oxidase activity
Source: RefSeq, a predicted model, not a curated record